CAGACAAAAGCUGCAUUGACCCCGGCAAACAAGAACCUGGAAUAUAAAAUACGAAACACUCCAGCUAAACGCGUUAUGUUUACAAGUUUAUGAAUGUGCAUGCCCUUUUUAUUACUGCAUGUACUAUUGGACCCGGAUUUCAACUUUCAGGGUCAAAGGCGAACUAAAUAUCGCGGUGAUCUGGCAUAACGUGUUUCACGAUGGAGGCUGCAGUAGACGUAGCAGCCAAGUGGGUUGAGGAGAACAUCACCGUUCUGACAUGUGGGGGGAUAUCAGUACUGGUCCUUAUUGCCAGUACCCUGUACCUCACCUGCUGCAGGGGCGGGGGUGGACGCGCACCCCCGGGACCAACAAAAUGGCCGCUGGUGGGUUCCUUCCUGAAUAUGGCGUUGUUAGGGCGAGACAAACCUCAUCAUUUCUUCCCAAUGAUACACAAGAAGUACGGCCAAAUUGCCAGGAUAUAUUUUGGACAAUAUCCUGUGAUUGUUGUGUCUGGAUAUAAUGCUAUAGAAGAGGUGUUUGUGAAACAGGAAGAGAACACCAUCGACAGACCUAGCUUCGUCCCGGGAGUUAAGGCCGUUAAACGCAUUGGGAGAGGAGUUCUGUUUGCCAGUGGUGAGGACUGGGCAGGGCCAGGAAAACUGCUGCGAUCAAGUCUUGCUACCAUUGUUAACAGUGUGGAAUAUGAAACAAUCUUAACCGAGGAGAUAAAGAUACUUAUUGAUGACUUCUCGAAGGCGGGACAGAUCAGCUUUCAGCCUGGGGGCACCAUAGAGAAGGCAGUCCUGACUUGUCGAUAUGCCGCAAUCACUGGAAAGAGACUGGCACAUACUGAUCCUAGUCUUGAGAGGUUGCUGGUGUAUUUAGAUGAUAUUUCAAGGUAUGGCGGGACAUUCUCUCCUCUAGCCAUAGUACCUCUGCUGAAGUAUCUUCCAUUCACUGGCAAGGCGUACCGAAAUUUGAUAGGAGCAUACGACGGUCUUCAAGCAAUGUUGAAGGCAGAGGUCGAAGACAGAAAGCAAAACUAUGAGGGUCGAGCACAGUCUGUUCUUGACUUCUUCCUUGAGGAGCAAAAGAGCAACCCGGAGUCAACUCACUAUUCAGAUGGCAAUAUAGCGGUGAGUCUGGAGGAGUGUUGCACCGCAGGGGAACCCCCCAUUGGAUGGACUGUCGUUUGGGCUGUGAUUUACGCAACAGCACAUCCCAGUGUGCAAACAAAGUGCCAAGAAGAGAUUGACAAGGUAUGUGGCAAAUCUCGUCCCGUCAAGUUUUCGGACAUCGACAAACUGCCCAAUGUGCGUGCUGCAGUAUAUGAGACACAGCGUCUCGUGACAAUAGUUCAUAUCUCCGCACCUCAUUCAACAACAACCGAUAUGGACUUGAAGGGUUUCCAUAUUCCGAAAGACACAAUUAUAUUCAACCACAUCAGAUCGGCUCACAUGGACGAGACCCAGUGGAAGAACCCACAAGAGUUUGAUCCUUCGCGGUUCCUGGAUGGCAACAGUGUCAAAUUUCCUCCAGCAUUUAUGCCUUUUGGAAUUGGAGCCAGGAAGUGUGCCGGAUCAGUUGUUGCUGAGAGGGAAGUCAUGAUGAUGUUCGCAAGUCUUCUCCAGGCAUUUACAUUUUCCAGUACGGAUGCAAUGAACUACGAUGGAAUAGGAACCGUGGCAGGUAUCCGUCCGCCUUACACCAACAUCACUGUUUCCAGGAGAACCUAGAGACCAGACAGCCAAUAGAAAGACCAAUAUAUCUCACGUGGUCACGCUUGAGUGAUGUAAUCCUAGUUAACGCACCGGACUAUGUCCACUUCCAGGCCGAUGUAAUUGGCAUAUAAUGUACAUUGUAACCUAUCCUGUUUAGCCAAACAACAUUUGGUUGAUGCAUCUUGCGCUCUGCGUUUGGCACAAAGACAUGUGAUGAUAUUCAUCUCCAGUAUCGGAUGGCUGGCAAAGGGUGGAUGAAAGAUAGCUAAUGGGAAGACCAACACCUACCAUCGGAUGACACUUGAACACACUGGAACCCUACCAAUGCACGUCUUUGUGAAUGUAUUGUUGAUGUCUAUUCAUGACGACCUAUGUCUCAAAGAACAUGUAAUCGCUGAUAACGAUCGUAGUACAUCAAGAAUCACUGAAUAUAAUCAUUAGUUAGAAUAUGGUCUUCCUUGGAUAAAGGUGCAAAUGGUUACCUUUUUUUCAGUUGCAUUGCAUAUUUACUGUCAACAAGGGUAGAUAACUAUGUUA
This is a messenger RNA of Haliotis rubra (blacklip abalone), 2240 nucleotides long. Its product is annotated as cytochrome P450 2J6-like. Gene Ontology annotation, molecular function: iron ion binding; monooxygenase activity; heme binding. NCBI's taxonomy places the organism in Eukaryota, Metazoa, Mollusca, Gastropoda, Lepetellida, Haliotidae. The coding region runs from base 201 to 1718 and encodes 505 amino acids. The transcript has 8 exons. The record is from RefSeq and is a predicted model, not a curated record.